GGAGGUGUCUGCUGCAAGUUCCUGGCUGCUUCUGAGCUCACCCCAUCCUCCGAGAGGGAGGAGGCCAAGUGGUGAUGCUGCUGCUUCUGCCGCUUCGAUUGCUGAUACUCCAGUGAGGGCUGGAAGGGUGGUUCCUAUUAGCACCGUCGCCAACCAGAGAGGGAGGGGAAGAAAUCCCGGCAGCCGCUGCUGAUGUUGGGUUCGGAGGCUGCAUCCGACUCGGUCACAAGGAAAAUGGAUUCAGUUUGCAUCUUUCCUUCCUUUCAACAGCUUCUCCGGAUCUCAGCAUGGGCUUCCAGGGCAGAGGCUGAGGAGACCUUCCCGAGGAGCAACACGCAGUAGCUGCUGAGCCAUCGCACCCAGGAGAAGCCGCAGGAACAUGGCAGCCCCUGCUUGAGAGGAACUCAACACCAACAGACUCCAUUCAGAAAGGAAUAAUGUCCAAGAAAGGGCGAAAUAAGGGCGAGAAGCCCGAGGCGCUCAUUGUCGCCCUUCAAGCUGCCAACGAAGACCUCAGGACCAAGCUCACAGACAUCCAGAUAGAGCUGCAUCAGGAGAAGUCCAAGGUAUCUAAACUCGAACGAGAGAAGACUCAAGAAGCCAAGAGGAUCCGCGAGCUGGAGCAGCGCAAGCACACGGUCCUGGUGACGGAACUCAAAGCCAAGCUCCACGAGGAGAAGAUGAAGGAGCUGCAGGCCGUGCGGGAGAAUCUCAUCAAGCAGCACGAGCAGGAAAUGGCCCGGACAGUUAAGGUGCGGGAUGGCGAGAUCCAGAGGCUCAAGUCAGCGCUGUGCGCGCUCCGGGACGGCAGCAGCGACAAAGUAAGGACAGCGCUCACCAUCGAGGCCCGUGAGGAGGCCCGGAAACUGUUCGAUGCCGAGCGCCUUAAGCUCUUACAGGAGAUUGCGGACCUGAAAACGGCCAAGAAGCAGGUGGAUGAGGCGCUGAGCAACAUGAUCCAAGCAGAUAAAAUCAAGGCUGGGGACCUCAGGAGUGAGCAUCAGUCCCACCAGGAAGCCAUCUCCAAGAUCAAGUGGGAGUCGGAACGGGAUAUUCGGAGGCUGAUGGAUGAGAUCAAAGCCAAGGACAGGAUCAUCUUUUCUCUGGAAAAGGAACUGGAGACCCAAACAGGCUAUGUACAGAAGCUCCAGCUCCAGAAGGAGGCUUUGGAUGAACAGCUCUUUCUGGUCAAGGAGGCUGAAUGUAACAUGAGCAGUCCGAAACGAGAAAUCCCAGGAAGGGCAGGAGACGGCUCUGAACACUGCAGCAGUCCGGAUUUGCGAAGAAAUCAAAAGAGAAUAGCUGAGUUGAAUGCCACGAUAAGAAAAUUAGAAGACAGGAAUACCUUGCUUGGAGAUGAACGAAAUGAAUUGUUAAAGCGUGUGCGGGAAACCGAAAAACAAUGCAAACCUCUUCUGGAAAGGAACAAGUGCCUCGCCAAGAGAAAUGAUGAACUGAUGGUGUCUUUGCAGCGCAUGGAAGAGAAACUAAAAGCCGUUACCAAGGAAAAUUCAGAAAUGAGAGAAAAAAUCACAUCCCAUCCACCCUUGAAGAAAUUAAAAUCUCUAAAUGACCUCGACCAAGCUAAUGAAGAACAAGAGACAGAGUUUCUAAAACUUCAGGUCAUUGAGCAACAGAACAUUAUUGAUGAGCUCACAAGGGACCGGGAAAAGCUCAUUCGUAGAAGAAAGCAUAGAAGAAGUUCCAAGCCAAUUAAGAGGCCUGUUUUGGACCCAUUUAUUGGCUAUGAUGAGGACUCCAUGGAUUCAGAAACAUCAUCAAUGGCCUCAUUUAGAACAGACCGAACACCAGCUACUCCUGAUGAUGACUUGGAUGAGAGUUUGGCAGCUGAAGAAUCUGAGCUGAGAUUCCGACAAUUAACAAAAGAAUACCAGGCUCUCCAAAGAGCAUAUGCCCUCCUGCAGGAGCAGACUGGAGGCAUCAUUGAUGCUGAAAGAGAAGCCAAGGCUCAAGAACAACUCCAGGCUGAGGUGCUAAGGUAUAAAGCCAAAAUAGAAGAUCUGGAAGCGACUCUGGCUCAAAAAGGGCAGGAUUCACACUGGGUAGAAGAUAAACAACUUUUCAUUAAGAGAAACCAGGAGCUUUUAGAAAAGAUAGAAAAACAAGAGGCAGAAAAUCACCGUCUCCAACAGGAACUACAGGAUGCCAGAGACCAGAAUGAGCUGCUGGAGUUUCGAAACCUAGAACUAGAAGAAAGAGAGAGACGAUCCCCUCCAUUUAAUCUACAAAUUCACCCAUUCUCAGAUGGUGUGAGUGCUCUCCAGAUCUACUGUAUGAAAGAAGGUGUCAAGGAUGUGAAUAUCCCUGAUCUCAUAAAGCAGCUUGAUAUCUUGGGUGAUAAUGGGAAUUUAAGAAAUGAAGAGCAAGUGGCUAUAAUUCAGGCCAGCACUGUGCUGUCCCUGGCAGAAAAGUGGAUCCAGCAAAUUGAAGGAGCAGAGGCUGCCCUGCACCAGAAAAUGAUGGAAUUGGAAAGUGACAUGGAACAAUUCUGCAAAAUCAAAGGCUAUCUGGAGGAAGAGCUAGACUACAGGAAACAAGCCCUCGACCAAGCAUAUAUGAGAAUCCAGGAACUAGAAGCAACCUUGUACAAUGCUCUGCAGCAAGAAACUGUUAUUAAAUUUGGUGAAUUAUUAAGUGAAAAGCAGCAGGAGGAGCUGAGGACGGCAGUGGAAAAGUUACGGCGGCAGAUGCUGAGGAAGAGCAGAGAGUACGACUGUCAGAUUCUCCAGGAGAGAAUGGAGCUCUUACAGCAGGCCCAUCAGAGAAUUCGUGACUUAGAAGAUAAAACAGACAUCCAGAAAAGACAAAUAAAGGACCUAGAAGAAAAGUUUCUGUUUCUAUUCUUGUUCUUCUCUCUUGCCUUCAUUCUAUGGCCUUGAUGUCAAGGUGCCUCUUACAGAGAAACCGAAAACACGGAUAAGACCGCAGAAAAGCAAAUACUUCUAAACCUUCAAAGAUGGCAGAAAUGUUUACAGCAGUGAAAGGGAGAUCAAAAGCUAAGACCCAUCCUGUAGCCAGGACUACACCUGUGUAUUUUAAAGCCAUUAUUCAAGGUUUCUUACUUGACAGUUCCUACAUGACCCUGUUGAAAAUCUACAAUAUAUGCUGCAUUUAAUGAAACCUGUAUAUGUCAAACCAGAAGGAAAGAACUAUAGACAUAUAUUGUGUGAAAGAAAACAAUUCAGCAAGGGAAACAGUUUCAGCAGAUCAAGCAAAGAUGUGUCUUGGGCAUGGAACCAAAGUUACAAAGAAACAUUCUACCCCUGCUGUGCAGGGGGGGUCAUUUUAAUGUAACACCACACCCCAUGGAAAUACUAGUCCUGAAAUAAACAUCAUUUAAAAAAAAUCAAAACAAAAAGAUAAGGGGGGUGGGGAUCGAAGCACGAGGAAUACCUAUGAGGAGCUGUUUACAAUAAAAUGUUUGAUUUGAAAAGUCUGGUUUCUUACUACAGGGAUUUGCUUUUCUGUCUUUAUUAUUGUUUAAACCUCAGGAACAGAGACAUCUGCAAUGUGAGUGAGAAGAAAAACAGUGUCCGGUUUUUCUGCAAACAGUGGAGCUUGUGGAACGCAUUCCACACAUGACAGAUGAGAAGUGGAUCACAGUGACCCCGACUAAACUGGCAACCAGUGUGAAAGGUCCAGGCGAAGGCAACAUAAGAUGCAUAAGAGCAGAUGCUUCCUUGGCUUUCUGUGGUCUUCCAAGAACAACAAACUGAUCUCAUUCUUAUUGAAAAUUAAGAAGAUGACGCUCUAGAUCACAAGCUCCCUGACAGUGCUGUCUAAGAAUGCCACCGACUAUAGGGCCAGAGGCAUCUCUGAAUCUUUCCAUUUCCAAAAUACUGGUCUUCAAAUGGCUGCUUAAAAUUGCCUGCAAAUAACGUGUGAUUUGAUACAAAUAGAGGUGAUAAGUAAACUUCUAUCAACAAAUGAAUUUUCCACAGAGAUGUGACUAUUAAGUGAAAAUAUGAUUAUUUUUAGAAGUAUCCUGAUAUGCUUAGAGCAUUCUGACCUCUUGUUAUUUAGACUGACAAUUUUUUUUUCCCAGAGAUAUGACAGCAACAAGGUAGCUCUACUUUUUUAUAUAAAAGUAACAUUCUGUUACUGAGAAGGUCAUUUUCUACCAUAGACAAUUAGAAGACUGGUACUUUUCCUAAGUUAUGUAAUACUGAGUCUUGGAUUCAGCUCUGAGAGCAAAUAAAGUUCCUAAAAAGCUAAUUUUAGCCUCAUUUACUGUAGAUAACAAAACAGCCUCAAUGUUUCAAAUUGUCAAGAUUUUAUUUACAGGGCUAGCAUUCCCAUGCAUUAAGAAUGUGUGUAGGGAGCCAGAAACUCUUUCUAUGAAAUGCUACACAAGUCUUUCCAUACGUGGAUUCAGUAUCUUCUUCUUCAGUUUUGGCGCUGGCAUUUUUAAAGCCAGAACAGUGACUGAAGAAAGUACAAUUAAGGCUACAAUGCAGGGGUCCCACUUUUUGUUCUUAUAUUUACCGCUGACCCAGGUAUCUUUGGCCCAGUCACUUAACCUCUCUGUGCCUCAGUUUCCUCAUCUGCAAAAUGAGGUUAAAAUGCUUUUUCAUAAGGUUUUUCUUUCUUUCUUUUUUGCAAUUCUGGAACAAGAGGUGCUUAAAGUAGCACAAAGUGCUUUGUAAUUAUGAUGACUGCUAUAUCUGACUUUCCUGUGUUGUUGAGAAAAAGAGUCCCCUGUGUAAUAAAAUAGUGCUUCAGUUUCAUUCAGUCUAAGCACCGCGGUACUGAAGCUUUCCCAUCAAUUACUAGCAAUAAAGAUUGAGCGAUCCAAAACCAGGAGCUCUAAUCACCUGUAGUAAAUAGAUCAUUUUCAUGCUAUUUAACAAGAUAGAAGAAUGUGUCAUUUCAACAAUAAGCAUCUUCUAGCUCUCCUUACUGCAUAUGCAUGCCAUAAUACAGAAGUCCUCCCUUAUCAUAAGAGAGUCAGACAUGAAAUUAAGGUUUGGAGUGAACUGAGAGUAUCACAUAAUUAGUCUGAUGGAUAUCCCUUUCAUUUGGGGGGAGGUCUUGUAGAUGUCCUACUGGGGAUGUACAAUGUACCCAUCCUUCUGCUGGAUUCUCUGUUCAACAGGUAGUUUCCAUAUUAAGUAUGAAGAGUACAUUCACUGUGCAAGCAAUGUACAAAAGGGUGCUACUACAGUUUGUGACCCAACACUUUCAAAUCUCAGAAUGUAUGGAAGAGGAUAAAUUACCCUCCCAUAUUUUAGAUGACUUUUCUCUUCCAUUGGCCAUCCCAGGGUGCAUCUGAGAAAAUUCAUACUCCAUCUGCUCCACCAAGCCUACUUCCUUCCUCUUCAUCUUGCUUUCCCCACCAAAAAACUUGUAGGUUAAGUUUUAUAUUCAAGCACUGACUAUGGUUCGAGUGAUGAGAAAUAUUUAUUCAAAUAAUGUAGCUUAAUCAGGUACCUUAUCUGCUAUAAAUUGGAUUGUGUCACAUACACAAAGUCAUACAAGAGUAUGACUCCCCAUGAGUAUGACCAUCUAAGCAGCUUUAGAUAUGUUUAGGGAAAAUGCAAGGGGAAAAAAAGGAAUUCUUUCUUUUUGCUUAAGAUCAAGGAGGUUAGUAAAUUUCUCUAAGAUUUUAAGCUAAAAGAUGGUAUUUUUACCAUACUUUACUGAUGAUCUUCAAAAUUAACAAAUCUUUGAGUAAGGCUAAAUAUUUUGUUAUGCAUUUCCACAAUUAUAAAAAUCAUCAGCAAAAUUGUACAUGUAUUUUCCAGUCACUUGUGGAUCCAAGGAAAUGGACCAUAUCCAGAUGAAUGCUUCCUUGCAUGUCAUGAUCAGCAAGAGUAAAAAGAGUGUCUCAGCAGUUGAGAGGUUGACUGUGGCUCUACUUCUUACAGAGAUCAGAUGAUCCCCACUCCAGUCUUUAAUACCUAAUUUCUUCAUCUUAGCUAUCCUGACAUGUUUGGCCACGAAUGAGGAACAACCAGAACUGCAUUCUUCAGGGUACAUUUUACUUAACUUUUCAUAAAGUCUUCAUCGCUUGGAAAAUAAACAUAACUGAAAACAUUAAAAAAGGUUUGAGAUAAAAUGAAAGCCCCAAUUUAGCAUAACUAUUCAGAACAGGAAAAGUUUCCCAAGAAAAGGAAAAGAAAUUGAAGACUAUAUUUGACUGUAAAACCAGAAAGCAUCAACAGAUGCUGAAUUAGCUGUCACCCAAGUGUUGUUUUAGGUAACACUAGAAUUUGCUAAAAAUAGCUACAAAAUCCCUUUUAACUUAUGUCAUAUAAAUGAAAUUUUUGCCAACAGUGAAGUUUUAGUAGUAGAAGAAUAAAUCUUGCUUUGUAUUUUUAAAAAAGGGAAAAAAAAAAAAAAAAACCUCACAUCCGUGGCAUGUAUCUUCAGGAGGACAGAGAUGAUGUAGGGCUCAUGGGUCAUCACUGAAGUAGGACAAGUAUAUUCUCCACUAGUAAUAAAACAAAUAAAGUUUUGCCAAAUGAUUUUUGCUACAGUAUUUUAUUUCGACUUACUUUGGUGGUUUUUAGUUUAAAAUAAAUCUGGCCAACUUGUUCUUUUUUGCCUAUUGAUUGUCAACUUUUUUUGUAAGCCCAUUGUGUAAUUUAUGUAUUCAGUGUCUUCAACUUAGUUCGUAAGUUCAUUGUUUUAAAAUGAAGCGUGUUUUUUUAACCUUCCUAGGUUUUCAUGGAAAUUAUAAGAAUAAUAUUCAUCAGUUCUGUGCUGAUGCAAAAUAACUGGAUCUUAUGUGUUAUAUUACAUCGAAAUAGAUGCACAGCAUAGACAUUUUUAAAAAAUAUUUAACUGCAUUUUUUGAUCUGUCAAAAUAGAUGGGCAGCGUAGACAUUUUGUUUUUUAAAUAUUUAAUUGUAUUUCUUGAUCUAUCAAAGAAUGGCACAGCAUAUAUAUAUAUAGUCAUAUAUAUAUGAAUGUGUAUAUAUAUACUUAUCUACUAUACUGAAAUAGUUCAGUAUAACUUGAGAGAUCAGUGAUCAGAGCAAGUCUUGGAUGACUGUUUGUUGUGAGUUGAUCCUUCCGGGAUGGCCCAAUCCUCCCCUUAAGUGGACUCCCACUUUCUAAAAGGAAGAAAGUAGGGCGCAAGGUCUUGAGCGCCAAACGCUUCCAUCCUGUUCAACUGCCUUGUCAUUUCUAUAUAAUACACUGUCUUAAGACUGAGCCUCGGGCAUUGUGGCAGGAGGGUUCAGACAUAAUAGAAGCUGGAAUUCAUCCUCUAUGAUCCCAUUUCAGUACUGCGCACAGCAGAUUCACACUCCUUUACUGCCUUUAGUUUGGCAGUUUAGUUCUUUCUAAAUAAGGCUUUUGUUAUUGAGAGUUUAAGUCCAAUGUUUAGCCAAAAUCGCUAAAGAAAAACUUCAAGGGGCAAUGUGGCAAAAAUAGAAGGAUAAUAAUUUGCUAUAUUCAACCUAGUAUAUCAAACUCAGAAGUACAGGUAGUUGGUUGGGUGAAGUUCCCUAUUUUUAUCUUGGUAGUUUUGCACUGAGGUCUUUCUUCCCAUGCUUAUAUUUCCAUCCUUGUGAUAUCAAAGUUCUGUAGGGUGAGAGCGCUGUAGAUGAACAACUUGGAGUCUAAACCUGCCUACAGUCAAGCCUCCAUGAACUAACUCUAGUGUGGAUGAGGAGUUUCCCAAAACAAGGUCCCCAGCAUCCAGUGAUAAUAGCAGUCACUUGUAUUUGAUUGAUAAGUCACAAAAUGUGCCUAUUUUCCCCCAUUAACCAUAACUUCCCACAAUGAGGCAGAUCACAAUCCAAACACUUUUAUAAACAUGUGAUGUAGAUAUAUACACAUGUAUAUUCUGUAUAUAGUACGAUGGUGUGAGUGCUUACAGAAUGUACUUCUGUCCUAGGAUUGAGGAAUUGGGAAGGGGUUUUCUGAGGCUGCUGGGUGACUCAUGUUUUUGUUCAGCAUCUGAUAUCUGUAUUCUUCCCCUCCUUGCUUGUCUCUCCCCCUUUUUCUCUACCUUCUGUCCAUUACUACUACUCUCUGUUUCUGACUGAAGCAAAGAACUACUCAUUGGUUUUCCAAUUACUCAGACCUGCCACCUAGCCUUCUAAUAAUGCCAGUGGUCUUCUGGAAAGAGCAACAGAAUCCAGCACAAUCUACAGUAUUAACAUUAGUCCAAAGUCCCAUGUUUGUAUCAGCUAACAAUCUCAUUCCCAAAAGGGUUCAUGCCCACCUGAACCUUCAAGAUCCAGUUUUGCAGGGACUCAGUAGGACUUACGUAGCAGAGUAUGGUAGAGCCAGUGCACAGGAUACAUAACUCCCCAGGCAUCUACUGUGUUAAUACCGCCAGGGGAGUCAGUUUCUCAGAGCUUUCAUUCAGUCAUCUGCUGCAGUGGGGAUUCUUUCUCUCCAUCUCAUUAGCAUGGCUCCAUUGAUUGUUUCAGUGCUUGUUUAUUAAUGGAAGAAAAAUAUAAAUUGAGUUUCACCAGAAUGAUCCUUUGAAGUACACUGAAAAUGUACAUGUACUGUAUGUAUUACCGUAGAGAUUGGAACCAACUUAUUGUAUGUAAAGUUUUAUGAAUGGUUAUUUUAUAAUUUAUGUAUUUAAUAUAGGAAUCAAUAAGCUCUGGUGUUUUAGUUUAUAUAAAAAUAAAAAAACUGCAUUU
Molecule: messenger RNA, 8630 nt
Organism: Capra hircus (goat)
Lineage: Eukaryota; Metazoa; Chordata; Mammalia; Artiodactyla; Bovidae
Gene: JAKMIP2
Product: janus kinase and microtubule interacting protein 2
Exons: 22
Coding region: 438-2900 (820 amino acids)
Molecular function (GO): microtubule binding; kinase binding
Source: RefSeq, a predicted model, not a curated record